This is a messenger RNA of Xiphophorus maculatus (southern platyfish), 2020 nucleotides long. It is a transcript of the gene inhbaa, whose product is annotated as inhibin beta A chain-like. Gene Ontology annotation, biological process: BMP signaling pathway; SMAD protein signal transduction. The transcript has 3 exons. The coding region runs from base 300 to 1583 and encodes 427 amino acids. Gene Ontology annotation, cellular component: extracellular region. The record is from RefSeq and is a predicted model, not a curated record. Gene Ontology annotation, molecular function: growth factor activity; hormone activity; cytokine activity. NCBI's taxonomy places the organism in Eukaryota, Metazoa, Chordata, Actinopteri, Cyprinodontiformes, Poeciliidae.
GGAGGAGGCAGCUGUACUUAUGGCAGGAGGCGCCGAGAGCCGCAGCAGACAGAGACCGGCCCACUCCGCUAAAAUCAUUCAACUGGUGAGCGAGAGAGCGCACUCCAGUCUGACGGAGCGAGAGAGGGAGGGAGCAGAGUUUUUCCCUGGUUGGCAGGUGAACCGAGAGCUGAGCUCAACUUUCAGCUCCAAACUUCUGAGCGAAGAGACAAAGAACCCAGGAACUCUUUCCUCUGGACUCAAUUUUAUUCGACUUCUGGACUUUUUGGACUCUGUCCGUCCCUCCGGUUGGUGGCAACAUGUCUGUGUUACCGUUCCUCGGCUGGGUCCUUCUGGUUCUGGUUCUGGUCCAGGGCGGUGGAGCGGACCUGCCCUCCGGGCCGCUGUCCCUGACGCUCCAGUCGCCGCCGGACGCCGCCGGCGCCCACUGCCCGUCCUGCGCCCUGGCCCGGAUGAGGCGCGGCGACGGGCCGGACGGCGACUCGCCGGCGUACGCGGAGGAGAAGGCGGCGCAGCAGGACGUGGUGGAGGCGGUGAAGAGGCACAUCCUCAACAUGCUCCACCUGCAGGCCCGGCCCAACAUCACCCGGCCCGUGCCGCGCGCCGCACUCCUCAACGCCCUGCGCAAGCUACACGUGGGGCGAGUGGCCGAGGACGGCAGCGUGCAGAUCGAGGGAGAGGAGGAGGCGCGAGGAAGAGGAGGCAAGGGGGGAGGAGCGGCGGCGGCCGGAGCGCGGGCGGGAGACGGCGGCGACGCGCCGGAGACGACGGAGAUCAUCACCUUCGCCGAGGCUGGUGAGUCCCAGGGCGUGGUGGACUUCGUCCUGUCCAAGGAUGGAGGCGACAUGUCCCUGGUGGAGCAGGCCAACGUCUGGCUCUUCCUCCGCUUGGCCAAAACCAACCGCAGCCGAGCCAAAGUCACCAUCCGCCUGUUCCAGCAGCGCGGACGCGCCGCCACGCCGCAGGACGAGGUCCUGCUGGCCGAGAAGACGGUGGACACGCGGCGCAGCGGCUGGCACACCUUCCCGGUGUCCGCGGCGGUGCAGGCGCUGCUGGAGAGCCGGCGGAGCAGCGCGCUGAGCCUGCGGGUUUCCUGCCCGCUGUGCGGCGACUCCGGCGCCACGCUCGUCCUGGUCUCCGGCGGCAACCAGAGGGAGCAGUCCCACCGGCCCUUCCUCAUGGCCGUGGUGCGGCAGGGCGACGGAGGCGACGCUCGGCGGCGCAGGAAGCGCGGCCUGGAGUGCGACGGGAAGGUGAGGGUCUGCUGCAAGAGGCAGUUCUACGUCAACUUCAAGGACAUCGGCUGGAGCGACUGGAUCAUCGCGCCGUCCGGUUACCACGCCAACUACUGCGAGGGCGAGUGCCCGUCCCACGUGGCGAGCAUCGCGGGCUCCACGCUGUCCUUCCACUCCACCGUCAUCAGCCACUACCGCAUGCGGGGCUACACCCCCUUCCAGAACCUGCGGUCGUGCUGCGUGCCCACCCGGCUACGCGCCAUGUCCAUGCUCUACUACAACGAGGAGCAGAAGAUCAUCAAGAAGGACAUCAAGGACAUGAUCGUGGAGGAGUGCGGCUGCUCGUAAACGCUCGGACCCGAACGGGACGGACCGAACUGGACCGGAGGGGACGGAGGAGGCGGCAGCGCCGUCGCUCUCUGGGAUGGAAACUCGUCUCCAGACUCGCCGAGUCAAACUCAGCCAGAGUCUCGAUGGCACUUUCUGAAAAACCAGGAAAAAAGACAAAAAAUGAAUAUCUAAUAUAUUUUUGUUACAAACGGAGGGAGCGAGGCGUAUUUAUGUGGCGUUCAGGAACCGCUGCAGCAGUGGGACUUCAGAGAGACGAGGCCUGAAAAACUGAAAGAUCUCAAACUAUGCAACUUGUUUCCUGUCCUGCAUCUGUUUCUACCUGCAGGAGGAGCGGAGACACCGUUACCAUGUCCAAGUGUACGAGUGGAGAGUGUGUGUGUGUGUGUGUGUGAGACAGAGAGGAUGUGUGUGUGUGUGUGUGUGUGUGUGUGUGU